GUGUGAUCGUGGCUCUGAGAAAUGGCAGAAUCUUCGACCCAAAGACAGGAUUCUUUCACUUGUCCAGUUUGUCUGGAUCUAAUAAAGGAUCCAGUUACCAUUCCAUGUGGACACACUUAUUGUCUGGGCUGUAUUAAAGGUUGCUGGGAUCAGGAAGAUGGUAAAGGCAUCUACAGCUGCCCCCAGUGCAGACAGACAUUUAGCCCAAGACCUGUUCUCAGUAGAAACAUUCUGAUUGCUGAGAUGGUGGAGGAAUUUAGGAAGACCAGAAUCCAAACUGAUGUUCCUGCUCACUGUUUUGCUGGACCUGGAGAUGUGGAGUGUGACGUCUGCACUGGGACAAAACUCAAAGCUGUGAAGUCCUGUCUGGAAUGUCUGGUGUCAUACUGUGAAACUCACUACAAAGUUCACAAUGAACUUUUUCCUGGACGAAAACACAAGGUGAUUGAUGCCACAGGCCAGCUACAGGACAGGAUCUGCUCUCAUCAUGAGAAGGUUUUUGAAAUAUUUUGUCGAACCGAUCAGAGUUGUAUCUGCUAUCUGUGCACAAUGGACGAACAUAAAGGCCAUGACACAGUCACUGCUGCAGCAGAAUGGACAAACAAACAGAGGCAGUUGGGGCAGACCCAGAGGAGAUUCCAGCAGAUAAUCCAGUUGAGAGAGAAGGAGCUGCAGGAGCUGAGGAAGGCUGUGGAAACUCUCAAGAGCUCUGCACAGACAGCAGUGGAGGACAGUGAGAGGAUCUUUACUGAGAUGAUCCACUCCAUUGUGAGAAGGCGCAUUGAGGUGACAAACCUGAUCAGAGCUCAGGAGAAGGCUGAGGUGAGUCGGGCUGAAGGACUCUUGAAGCGACUGGAGGAGGAGAUUGCUGAGCUGAAGAGGAGAGAUGCUGAGCUGGAGCAGCUUUCACACACAGAGGAUCACAUCCAUUUCCUGAAGAAAUUCCCAUCAAUCAGAGACUCUCCUCGCUCCUCGCCCAGCAUGACCUUCUACCAAAGCUUCUCUUUUGAGGCUGUGAAGGAAUCUUUCUCUGGAUUGAAGGUGCAGCUGGAGGACAUCUUCAGGAAGGAAGAUCCAAAAACAACACACAGAAAGCUCCAUCUGUCUGAGGGGAACAGGAGGGUGGAAAGGAGUAUUAAGGUCCAGUCAUAUCCUGAUCAUCCAGAGAGAUUUGAUGAGUGGUCUUAUCAGGUGCUGUGUAGAGAGGGUGUGUCUGGACGCUGCUACUGGGAGGUUGAGUGGAGUGGGGGGUUGGUUAAUAUAUCAGUUUCAUAUAAAAGCAUCAGCAGGAGAGGUGAUGAGUGUGAGUUUGGACGUAAUCAUCAGUCCUGGAGUCUGUUCCUCUCCCCCAGCAGCUCCCUUUUCAGGCACAAUGAUAAAGAGACUAAACUCCCUCUAGUGGUCAGCUCCAGAAUAGGAGUGUAUGUGGAUCACAGGGCAGGAACUCUGGCCUUCUACAGCAUCUCUGACACAAUGACCCUCCUGCACAGAGUCCAGACCACUUUCACUCACACACUCUACCCUGGGUUUAUGUGUUGGAGUUCUGGAUCAUCAGUGAAGCUGUUGUCACUGAGAUGUACAGAUGCUGAAUCCAGACUACAUUCACCCAGCCUCUCUAACCUGGGUUUAGGGUUAGACAUUAGAUCACCAGUGAAGCUGUUGUGACUCUGGGGUGGAGCGCUGUGGUGACCCCACGUAUUGGCAGGUGUACCGCACUGGUGUGGUCGUAGUCUGGGAAGAAAACAAUGCUUUGCAGAUGACAUCGGAGGCCAAACUUAGAAUUUAUUACAACCCACGAUGAAUAAAAUGCAAAUAAAAACAGAAAGAAACUAUUUGUUAAAUUACCUUUUUUGUAUUAGAUUAUCUUGAUUACAGUUUUUCGCGAUAGCUUACACACUAUAACUGGGCCUCUCAACUAAACAUCCCAAACCAUGAUGCCAUCUACCAAAAGACAGACUAAUUUCCCAAAACUAUAAACACUAUCACCCUGUUUUCACACAUGAUUCAGAUUUGUUGAACUUUUUGUGCAAAACUCUACACACAAAUCCCUUCAUAUAUCACUGGCUGCACCAUGUGCUCAUAUAGUAAGCACUGGCAUUCAAUUUAAUUAACUGAAGUCAUCACAGCUCAAACCCAACUAUCACACAAUUCCCCAGGUGGAAACACUAAGAGUCAAAAGUGGUCGUACACCAAUCAGAACCUCAGGGUAGGUAGAUUAAUGGGCCAUGGGUCACUUUACUUGUGUUGGAACAAUAGAUCCACAAAGACCACAAAGUACAAACUGUU
Messenger RNA from Clupea harengus (Atlantic herring), 2286 nucleotides. Its product is annotated as tripartite motif-containing protein 16-like. The transcript is spliced from 5 exons. NCBI's taxonomy places the organism in Eukaryota, Metazoa, Chordata, Actinopteri, Clupeiformes, Clupeidae. Gene Ontology annotation, molecular function: protein binding; zinc ion binding. Bases 22 to 1665 code for a protein of 547 amino acids. The record is from RefSeq and is a predicted model, not a curated record.